CUUGUGUUCCUCUGCACCUUCCACCCCGCGCCCGCGCUCCGUUCAGUUCAACUUGCCAUUCUCUUCGUCCUCGCUGCGACAAUCGCAUUCAAAUCUCGUCCCCGUCGCAGCAUCAUCUCCCGGUCGCCACAUCAUUCCCCCUCUCGGCCGUAAGCUACGACCAUGGCCGUCAAAACAGUUACGGAAGACGAGAUCGGAGCCUUCCUCUCAGACCUCCGUGCGGGAGAUGCAGACAAGAGAGUCAAUCUUAUCACGCAUUGGGGCCUGAAGCUGGAGGGCAUAACAGAGCUCCCCGAACGGGGUGUAGACGCGAUCACAAUGCUCGUGGGGCCCUUUGUACGCUCCCCCAACCAUCUCCUGGUCACCUCGACUCUCAAUAAUUUCCUUCUCACCUUCCUACCCCUCAUCCCCACGUCACCACCAUCGCAUCUCAAGCUUGCAUUGUCGUGCAUACUUCCCGGUCUCAUUGAGAAGCUCAACGACCCAAAGGAGCGACUCUCUGCUCCUGCGCGAGAAUGCCUCGGGUUACUGGGCAGCAAAGCCUACAGUAGCGAGUCGCUCACCGUUUCUCAAGGCCCACGCGCGAAGGAGAAGGACGGUGUGGUGUCCCAGUGGGAAGCGGCGGUCAAGGAUGCGCUCUCUGGGCGUGCUCCGCGAGCGAAGAUUGAGAUUCUCAAGCUUCUGCUUACGAUGCGGAGCGAUCCGAAUAUCAAGUUGCCGCUCAAACCGUGGCUUGCAAGCCUUGUCAAUCUGCUCGAAGACAGCGAUGGUGUCGUGCGCGACCAGGCGCGCGAGGCUGUCGUUGCAUUGUUGUCUCCUCCCACGACCCCGCCCGCGGCGCGGACUGAGUUUAAGAAACUGCUGCUCGCCCGCAAUGUUCGCAAGUCCAUUGCCGACGCCAUUCUUACGCGCAUCCUUGGAGGGGCUAGUGUACCGUCCACACCAAUGCCGCAACAAGCAUCCGCAGAGACAUCUGACACAACCCGAGCUCCAACUCCUGCAAGUGAGGAUGUUGAGGUAGUAUAUGUUGCCGGCGCACGCGACCUUGAGCUCGAGUUCAAGGCCAUGAUCCCCCACUUUGAGGGCAAGGAGACUGAACAUAACUGGGGACCUCGAGAACGCUCCCUUUUGCGUAUCCGCGGGAUGCUGCGCGGCAAAGUCUUCGCUAAGCAACCGGAAGCAUUCCUCGCAGGCCUGAAGGGAGGCAUCGUCGAUGGCAUCUCCAGAACUCUCAUGAGUCUGCGGACAACGCUAGCUCAGCAAUCCUGUGCUCUCGUCCAAGAACUGGCGGAAACGCUGGGGCCAUCCUUCGACCCCUCGGCGGAGGCCUUGCUGCCUACGUUAGGGAAAAUGGCGGGUUUGACGAAGCGAAUGAUCGCAGAGCGUUCCCAGAAGGGCGUUGACGCCAUCAUCAAGCACUCGAACGUUCACCAGCGCAUCCUCCUCUCACACAUUAACGCUGCUAUGACAGAUAAGAGUGCCCAGGCACGGCAAUAUGGUGCAACCCAUCUGAGAACCUUACUCGACAGCCCCAACGCGAAGAGCAUUCUUCAUGAUGGGCUGUUGGACCAGGUGGAGCAGAUGGUGAAGCGGGGUCUAGCCGACGUCAAUCCUGCUGUCCGCGAGCAGGGCCGAACUACUUUCUGGAUCUUUGAGCGUUACUUCUCCCAACCGGCGGCCAAAAUUCUAGCAGGACUAGAUGCCACGGCCAGAAAGCAACUCGAGCGAGCCAUUCAGCAGAGGCCCGGUACCGGUGAGGACGUGACGCCCGCUGUGAGACCCUCACCGAAGCCUCGAGCGAGCUCGGCGAUGAGUGCAAUGAUCGCUGCCAAGCGAGCUCAGGUUGCUGCUGAGAAAGCUACUGCGACUGCAACGCAGAUGUCAGCGGAGGUGGCUCCUCAAACCUCUUCGCGGCAGCCCGCAGCCCGCGACAUUGGAAAUCCGCCAUCAGCCUCACCUCCGCCUGUGCCGGCCAUGAGUACCCUAAGCUUGUCUCGGGGACCAGAACCUGUGACUGAAGUUGCUUUGGGUGACACUGAAGCCGCCACGCCCGCCCGCUCCCCAAUUGCUUUGAUGGCCCGUCGAACCGCCAGCAGCCCUGCAACCCCCACUCGCCUGCCGAGACCAGGCUCGUCCAGGACACCGCAGUCUGCUUCUCCGCCACCUCCUAUCUCACCUGCGUCAUCGGCACACACGGUUUCAAAUCGAGCGUCGAGUCAGAAGCGGGUCGCUCGAUUGUCAAGAGAAGUCCGGCCACCUUCCCUUGACAGAAGGCAGUCUGACGCAGGCAGGUCGCCGCCCAACCACAACGCCCACAAUGGCCAACCGUCCAGCUCGCCCGUGUCUAGGCUGUCGGUGCUUCCUCGGCCUAUCGGCACCGUGAUGUCGGGCGCUUCGUCAGACGUGUCAGGUAGAUCGAGGUCUUCUAGUCUUGCGAGGACGCUGUCGCGGAGCCCGCCUGGGCCUACCGACUCACCGCUCCAGGCUUUCCGCGCACCGGGGAGUGCGGCUCCUGCUCCCCGCAGAGUCGCUUCCGCGCCUUUGAGUGCCACUCGGCCAUCAAUCACUCCACGGUCUACAUCCAGUUCGAACCGCCCGCGAACUACUCAACCGCCCCUCAUUCCAGAGGCCCACACAUACUUCGCCUAUCGGGACCCUGCAGAGGAGGCUCGGCACGCCCAAGCUCAACAAGGUCUGUCAGCAGCCAAGCAGCUCCUCGAGUUCGACGAUGAUGAUGACGAGGUCAUCCAAACCGCGCCCAUGACCCCGGUUCGCGGUUUACGGGGAAGCAACAUGGCUACCAUGGCAAUGGGGCGUGGUCCUUUGAAUGAGCUCAAACGCAGGGAGUGGGAAGACUCACCCCUGCCCAUGACCCCUAAACUUAUUAAGAAGUUGGAAAACAGCGGGUAUGAACGUAGCUGGUGGACCACGCGGCGGAAGUUACUCGACGAGGCUACGACCCUCAGCUCGACGAAGAGCGAGGAAAUUGAAGCCGAGGUCGCUGCGCUGGUCGACCAGCCGUCGGUGAAAAGCCUCAAGCGCAUCGCCCGUUUCUCCGCCGAGUGCUCUAUUUCGGAGGCCUCCGACCAGAACAACAAUUGUAACCGUGAGCUCUGGGUGGAGAAUCGGUUGUUUGAUCGAAUUUUGGAUGGCCUCCUAGCCUGCCUUGACCCACAGCAGCCUCCCGCCAUCUUGGAGCAGGCGCUGGUGACACUAUGGGAGCUGGUGCAGAAUCAAUGGGCAUUGUUUGAGGCACAGUCGCGUGAGGACGCUCUGCUCGACCGUCUCUUCGACCUUCGGACUAGCGGCGAUCACACGGUUCUCGAAUCCACGAAUGCGAUGGUCUCGCUGCUUGUGGAGGUUUGUAACCCGCCCUUCCUUCUCUCGCAACUGGAGGCCGCGCUCAGGCGGUUCCUGGUUGCGCACGAAGGAGAGGCGGUUUCGCGGGAGGGGGCACGAGUGCGGACUGCAGGGUACACCUACGCACUGAACGCCAUGGGCAUGUGCAUACUGAAGCUGCCCCGGGAGGCAGUAGAGGGCGAGGCAAAGCGGCGCAGCCAUAUCGUGGUGGAACGCUCAAUCCGGACCUCGCAGUGUCCUCGCGCCAGGCAGGCAACCGUGUCAUCCUGGCCGUGCAGUGCAUGCUCCAGGACGACACCCGCACACUCGACAUAUUCCCUGGCCUUACCUCAACGCAGCGUGACUUCGCAACUUACCAGAUGUCCCAGUCUGGUCUGCUGAUCAAGGUCACCGAGGAGGAGGAGGCCGUUGUGCGCCGCCAGUCGCUCCACUAUCAGCUUGUAGACGGGCUGGCCAAGGGCUCGCGACUUCGAUAGGACCUCGCUAUGCACAUGUUCGAGGAGU
Messenger RNA from Cutaneotrichosporon oleaginosum, 3864 nucleotides. RefSeq lists its product as uncharacterized. Gene Ontology annotation, cellular component: mitotic spindle; spindle microtubule; microtubule organizing center. Gene Ontology annotation, molecular function: microtubule binding. Lineage: Eukaryota; Fungi; Basidiomycota; Tremellomycetes; Trichosporonales; Trichosporonaceae. Gene Ontology annotation, biological process: mitotic spindle assembly. The record is from RefSeq and is a predicted model, not a curated record.